Linderina pennispora is the source of this 1476-nucleotide messenger RNA. Its product is annotated as peroxisomal-coenzyme A synthetase. The transcript has 2 exons. NCBI's taxonomy places the organism in Eukaryota, Fungi, Kickxellomycota, Kickxellomycetes, Kickxellales, Kickxellaceae. Gene Ontology annotation, biological process: fatty acid metabolic process. Gene Ontology annotation, molecular function: medium-chain fatty acid-CoA ligase activity. The record is from RefSeq and is a predicted model, not a curated record. The coding region runs from base 1 to 1476 and encodes 491 amino acids.
AUGUCCAACACGCUUGCAUCAGUAUUCAGCCACGGUGAAAGCGAUCCUGCUAUCCUUACCACUGCCUCGUCGGUUCCGAAGGACCUGACUCUCUCAUAUGCCGACCUCAAGGCCCAGUGUGUGCGUUUCCACCAGCAGGCCGAAUCGCUGUUUGGUGGGCCGCUGCCCGUGGGCACCGUGCGCUGCGUGGCGGCCCCACUCAACCCUGCCAUGAAGCAGAGUGAGGUUGAGUUCUACCUCGAGGAUGCGUCCAGCAAGGUGUUUAUCAUUCCGGAGGGCGUCGGCGAGGACAACGAGGGAGUCAAGGCGGCGCGUAAGCUCAAUGUUGCGGUGUGGACUGCGGGCUGGGAGCAAGGGUCCGGAAUUAGGCUCGCAGUCCUCAAUGGCGAGACUGCUAAGAUUGAGGGAAGCUACCAGAUCAUUGAGCCGCAGGCGGACGAUGUUGCGCUGCUGCUGCACACAUCAGGCACCACGGGCCGGCCCAAGGCUGUGCCACUGACGCAUGCCAACAUUGCCCGCUCGAUGCUCAACAUCUCCAACACGUACAAGCUGACCAGCAUUGACCGGUCGUUCAUUGUCAUGCCGCUGUUCCACGUGCACGGCUUGAUCGGGGCCACGCUUUCGACUCUUUACACCGGCGGCUCCGUUGUUGUGCCUCCGCGCUUCUCAGCCAGCCAUUUCUGGCCCGAGUUCAUUGCAACCAAGGCGAACUGGUACUCGGCGGUGCCCACGAUCCACCAGAUCCUGCUGCGCCAUGAGCUGCCGAGCCCGAUGCCCCAGAUCCGCUUUAUCCGGUCGUGCUCAUCGGCGCUGGCUCCGACCGUGCUGCACCAGCUGGAGGAGAAGCUCGGCGCGCCUGUGCUUGAGGCAUACGCUAUGACCGAGGCAUCGCACCAGAUGUGCUCGAACCCGUUGCCGCCGGCUGUGCACAAGCCUGGAAGCGUCGGUCUGCCGCAGGGCGUCGAGCUCACCAUCCUUGACGAUGACGGCAACGAGACGAAGCUCGGCGAAGUGUGCAUCCGCGGACCGAACGUCACCGAGGGCUAUCUGAACAACCCCGAGGCCAACGCCAAGUCGUUCACGGCCGAGUCGCACUGGUUCCGCACCGGCGACCAGGGCUACAUUGACGAGGACGGCUACGUGGUGCUGACGGGCCGUAUCAAGGAGCUGAUCAACCGCGGUGGCGAAAAGAUCUCGCCGCUGGAACUCGAUGCCGUGCUGCUCAAGUGCCCAGGUGUCACCGAGGCCGUGAGCUUUGCUGUCGCUGAUGAGAUGUAUGGCCAGGAGGUCAAUGCCGCCGUGGUACCCAAGGAGGGUGCUAUUGUCACCGAGGAGGAUGUGCGCAAGUACAUGACGGAGAACGUCGCCAAGUUCAAGGUGCCCAAGCGCGUGUUUGUCGCCGAUAGCCUGCCGCGCACUGCCACGGGCAAGAUCCAGCGCCGCGUGGUCGCUGAGCACUUUGCUGGACCCCAGUAA